CUCUGUUGCCUGGUUACCGCCAGUACCGGAAGCCGUGUUCGGGCUGCGCUUCCGGACACGUUGUGUUGAUGGUUGCAUCAGACUCGUAGAGCCGGGCAGAAUGGCAGCCGCCGGGGAUCAGGCGCCGAGUUACCGCUCUCUUCUGGGCAUUAACGAUCCGACGGGCCGAGCGAGCGCCCUGAACGAGUUCCUCCGCUCUCGGAGCUAUAUGGAGGGAUACACGUUUUCUGCGGCCGACGUGGAGGUGUUCAGGCGGCUGUCGGGACCUCCUCCUGACCAUUACUUCCACGUGGUCCGGUGGUACAAACACAUAGCGGCCAUUUCUAGCGACUCCGCUGCGCAAAAUAACUCCAGCGAUUCGCCGGCAUGUAAGAGCAGACGGACGCAGCCGCAGUGGUCACCGCCAGAAGCCAAAGAACAACCCAAGCUACGCCUGUACAACAGCCUGACUCGCAACAAGGACGUGUUUGUGCCCCAGAACGGUAACAGGGUGACGUGGUAUUGCUGCGGACCCACCGUGUACGAUGCGUCCCACAUGGGUCAUGCCAGAUCGUAUAUUUCUUUUGACAUUCUGCGAAGAGUUUUAAGGGACUAUUUUAAAUAUGAUGUCUUUUACUGCAUGAAUAUCACGGACAUCGACGACAAGAUUAUAAAGCGCGCCCGGCAAAAUUAUCUCCUCCAGCAGUACAAGGACAGCCAGCCUAAGCCCUCAGCUCUGCUUCUCGAUGUGAAUACGGCGCUGCAGCCAUUUUCACAAAAGCUGAAGGAGACGACGGAUCCGGAUAAAAAGCAAAUGCUGGAGAAGAUCGAUAAGGCGGUCUCUGCCGCCAUCCAGCCGCUGAAGGACGCCGUGAGCAAAAACGCGUCCGAGGAGGAAAUCGCUAAGUAUGCGAAGAUAUUACUUGAAGAAGCCGCAGAUCUGCUCGCUGAUUGGCUGGAUGCCCAGCGUGGCGCUGACGUAACGGAUAACUCCAUUUUCUCCCAGCUUCCAAAGCACUGGGAAGGGGAAUACCAUAAAGAUAUGGAAGAUCUGAACGUUCUCCCCCCCGACGUCCUCACGCGAGUGAGCGAAUACGUGCCCGAGAUCGUCGAGUUUGUGCAAAGAAUUGUGGAUAACGGUUACGGGUACGUGUCCAACGGUUCCGUUUAUUUUAACACCGCCAAGUUCGACGCCAGCGACCGGCACUUCUACGCCAAGCUCGUUCCCGAAGCCGUUGGAGAUCAAAAAGCCCUUCAGGAAGGAGAAGGCGACCUCAGCAUAUCGGCGGAUCGGUUAAACGAGAAGCAGUCGCAGAAUGAUUUUGCAUUGUGGAAAGCAUCGAAGCCCGGGGAGCCGUCCUGGGAGUCCCCGUGGGGGAAGGGCCGCCCCGGUUGGCACAUAGAAUGCUCGGCAAUGGCUGGUUCUAUCCUCGGCGAGUCCAUGGAUAUUCACGGAGGGGGUUUCGAUCUCCGGUUCCCCCAUCAUGACAAUGAACUGGCGCAGUCCGAGGCUUACUACGAUAAUGACCACUGGGUGCGUUAUUUUCUUCACACCGGUCACCUGACCAUAGCCGGCUGCAAGAUGUCUAAAUCCUUAAAGAACUUCAUCACCAUCAGAGAUGCAUUAAAGCGGAAUACUGCGAGACAACUCCGCCUGGCGUUCCUCAUGCACUCCUGGAAGGACACCCUGGAUUAUUCCUGCAACACGAUGGAGUCCGCUGUCCAGUAUGAGAAAUUCAUGAACGAAUUCUUUUUAAAUGUGAAGGAUAUUCUCCGGGCGCCGGCGGAUAUCACAGGGCGGUUUGUGAAGUGGGAAGCCCCCGAGAUAGAGCUUAGCAGAAGCUUUUAUGACAAGAAAGCCGCGGUUCACGAAGCCCUGUGCGAUAACGUCGAUACCCGGACCGUGAUGGAGGAAAUGCGCUCGCUCGUUGGCCAGUGCAACUCGUACAUCGCCGGCAAGAAAACCGCCAAACUUCCCCCGAACAGAAUGCUUCUGGAGAGCAUCAGCACGUACCUGACCGGCAUGCUGCGAAUCUUUGGUGCUAUUGAAGGAGAGGAGCCCAUUGGAUUCCCUGUAGGGGGCGCUGCACAGAACCUCAACCUGGAGUCCACGGUAAUGCCGUAUCUCCAAGUUCUGUCUCACUUCAGAGAAGGCGUCCGAAAAAUUGCCAGAGAGAACAAAGUCUUUGAAGUAUUACAGCUCAGCGACGCUCUCCGGGAUGACGUUCUUCCAGAUCUCGGGGUGCGUCUUGAAGAUCACGAAGGACUCCCAACCGUUGUAAAACUAGUGGACAGAGAGACGCUGCUGAAAGAAAAAGAAGAGAAGAAAAAGGUUGAGGAAGAAAAACGAAGGAAAAAAGAGGAGGCUGCGAGGAAAAAGCAGGAGCAAGAGGCAGCGAAGCUCGCGAAGAUGAAGGUCUCUCCGAGCGAGAUGUUCAAGUCCGAAACCGACAAAUACUCCAAGUUUGAUGAAACCGGUUUCCCGACACACGAUGUUGAGGGCAAGGAGCUGAGCAAAGGACAAGCCAAAAAACUCAGGAAACUCUUCGAAGCGCAAGAAAAAUUACACAAAGAAUAUCUGCAGUCGGUUCAGAACGGAAGCGCAGACUGAGAAACCACGGAAUCGAUUGUCAAAAGCCAGUGAACCAGCGGGCAUAAAACUGCCCGGAAAAUACCCCCCCGGACCCGACGGCGGCCAUAUUUAUGAACUGAUGUUAUCAUGCAGGGCAACCUUUAGUGUCCUGGUUCCAUGGAGCACAAUUUGCCCCUGCAGACUAACAUCAAUUCUGCGUGAUCAGUGUUGGGGUAAAUCCUGAAGAUAACGAGACUACCUGUUUUUGUGCUGAGAUGUAAUAAAAUGUUCCGAAAUGUCA
Molecule: messenger RNA, 2852 nt
Organism: Spea bombifrons (plains spadefoot toad)
Lineage: Eukaryota; Metazoa; Chordata; Amphibia; Anura; Pelobatidae
Gene: CARS1
Product: cysteinyl-tRNA synthetase 1
Exons: 23
Coding region: 101-2590 (829 amino acids)
Biological process (GO): cysteinyl-tRNA aminoacylation
Cellular component (GO): cytoplasm
Molecular function (GO): ATP binding; cysteine-tRNA ligase activity
Source: RefSeq, a predicted model, not a curated record